Messenger RNA from Penicillium alfredii, 516 nucleotides. RefSeq names its product peptide chain release factor family protein. Gene Ontology annotation, biological process: translational termination. The record is from RefSeq and is a predicted model, not a curated record. The coding region runs from base 1 to 516 and encodes 171 amino acids. Gene Ontology annotation, molecular function: translation release factor activity. The transcript is spliced from 2 exons. NCBI's taxonomy places the organism in Eukaryota, Fungi, Ascomycota, Eurotiomycetes, Eurotiales, Aspergillaceae. Gene Ontology annotation, cellular component: mitochondrion.
AUGCUCCGUCUACGCCCGUGGAAUCGAGUCCGGAUCCCCUCGUCAUCAAUCCCGAUACGACCUUUCACGCAAUCCCUCCCCCUGCCCGCCAAACCCCUACCCCCACGCAUCACCAUCCACGAUGCCGACAUCACCGUAGCCUAUCUCAAGGGCACCGGCCCGGGAGGCCAGAAGAUUAACAAAACCAACUCCGCCGUCCAAAUCAUCCACAAACCCACCGGAAUCGUGGUCAAAUGCCAAGCGACCCGGUCACGGUCCCAGAAUGAAAAGGUCGCGCGUCAAUUACUGGCGGAUAGGAUUGAACAGCAGGAAAGGGGGGACCAGAGUCGCGUGGCUAUGAAGGCUGAGGCGGCGCACAAGAAGAAAGCCAGUAAGGCCAAGAAGGCUCGGCGGAAGUAUCGCAAGCUGGAAGAUGGUGAGGAGGGGGCGGCGCAGCAACAAUUGGACGAGGCGGAAGAAUUGGAAGAGUCGGGGGAGCCGGAGAAGCCGGCAGAGAAAAGCUCGUCGACCUCUUAA